UGGAUUUCAAGGUGACCUUAGAGAGGAGCAACAAGAGUGUAGAUAUCUGGAUACCAGAAGGAAAUAGUGAAGAUGUUUGGAAUGGAGCACAAGUGUUUCUUGGCCGAAUACCUAAAACAUUUAAGCUUAAUUUUGUGGCUGAUCGGGAUAGAUACGUACCUUCAACCGUGGCAGUGGAUGAUAUAACACUAUCUCAAUGUGAAACACUAACAACUGGAGGACCUGGAAUGUGCACAUCAGACCAAUUUGAUUGCAAAAACUCAAGAUGCAUUUCGAAGAACAAAAUUUGUGACUACACAGAUGACUGUGGAAAUUUUGAAGACGAAAGACAAGAAAUGUGCG
Molecule: messenger RNA, 342 nt
Organism: Parasteatoda tepidariorum (common house spider)
Lineage: Eukaryota; Metazoa; Arthropoda; Arachnida; Araneae; Theridiidae
Product: MAM and LDL-receptor class A domain-containing protein 1
Cellular component (GO): membrane
Molecular function (GO): protein binding
Source: RefSeq, a predicted model, not a curated record